AGGUCACCAUGUCCUGUUGCUCUGUUCUACUAAUCUUCCCCCAGCACACUCGGAGUUGGACCCUGCAGCUGCACACUUAAUUGCCCAGCAAUACUUGGACAGACCAGCAUCAUCUCUCUUCCUUAGCUUCACUGUGUUGAAAUGCUGAUGGCUUUAAGUUAUGGUAGCCAGCCUAAUCUGCUUCCACAGCAGUACCCUCCUCCUCCUCUACUGCCAAAACCAGGACGAGACAAUGCCCGUCUGCAGAAACUCCUAAAGAAAAGUGCCAAAAAGAAAGUCGGAUCUUCCUCUCAGACACCCAUCCCAUUUAGGUCAAACUUGUCACCUGUAAAUGAGGCGAGCCCUGACCUGGAACACAGUGACUACUCCACCCCACCAAGGACUCCAGAAACCCCUCUCUUCAGCAGGACCCUUGACUCUCAAUAUUCCUCCAGCAGCCCUUUCUACCAUCACUCUGCCUCCCCAUACUUAUACCCUCCCAACAGCUCACACUACAGCUCUACGCCCACACUGUCUGCGCAGUCAUACUCUUACCCUGCCCGAUCACUGGAGCACCAGAUAGCACCUCUUUACACAUGCUCAUCUAUCCUUUUUGACGAUGACUCAGAGCAGGUCACAGACGCUGACCCAGAUCCAUCCUUUGAGAUAGCCUUCAGUCAAACGCUUCAGUCCAGUUCCUCAAGAGCAGGAACGACACAUGGGACGUUCGGUGAACGACAGGCUUAUCAAGCCUCAGUGCAAAUACAAGCUCCCCCUUUGGCUCCAGUUCGACCUCCUGCUCCAAAUUUGACAUCAGGCUGUGCGCCGGGUUACCAGACACAACCUUCCACCUCUCAGGUUCCAGUGAGCCAGUCCAGUGGGGAAGGAUAUAAAAACUUUGCACCUGCACUCAUUACUCACACACCUCUCACGCAAAAUCACGUCAUGGAAACAGCUCCGUCACACUUCAAGACUUCCACAACGGAGAAAAUAGCUGCUUUUCCACAAACAAGGAUUUAUAUUCCAAAAACAUCAUUUUAUGAGAUAUCAAAGCCACCUAUUCAGGAUUCCUGGACUGGUUCAACUUUUCAAGGAGAACCACCAUUUAAUGCAAAAAACCCAGUGAUAGAUGUUAAGCAAAAUUCAGGGAUGCUGUAUGAAGCUCAAACAACUUCUACUCAGAUAAAUACAUAUGUAAACCCAGUUACGGAGGCGAAAAGACCUAUUUUGGAGGCUUCUGCAGAUAAUCGAACUUUGUUUGCAAUUAACUCUUCAUUAUCCUCCACAACGGUCUCUACAGAAAACCAACAAGGCCCCAUACCUCAAAAUCACUGGCUCCAACCUCCCUCAUCGACUAGUGUAAAAGCUCAAAGUCCAGCAGUUGGUCAUGAUGAUGGCCUGAAAAAAAUUGCUGUGGAUAAAAUAAGGAAUUCCACUCCAAAUGGUGUUGUGUUCGCCCCAGGACUCAAACCCUUCAUUUCUAAUGCCUAUUCUGAGGAAUGCUUGACACCGAAGAUUUCUAAAUGUGAGGUUUCCUUAUCCAAGACUCUUGCUGAAGCUAGUAAGCCAAGCUCUAGAGCAUGUGAGGUUCUUACAUCUACAGUUCAACAGGAGUAUCCAAUGACUAAAACUGAAACACCAGAAACCUGUAUAAUGACACCAGCCAAGCUUGUUCCAACAGAUAUAAGUCAGGAGACGUCUAUGCCUAUACUCUCCCAAAACUAUCAAACAUCAAGUACUCCAGUAUACUGGUCACCAAGACCACCAGCACGGUUUGUAGGCAACCAGAGGCCAUCACAAAAUGAUAUUAACAUCCCAAAACGAAAGUCAACUUACUACGGUUUGACACCUGCUGAAUAUAUUGCUUAUGGUGGAAUCAAGGUGAAUUCACAUAGUGAUCCUUCUGGAUCUAAGCCUGAUGAAGUACCAGAAGAUUGCAUGGAGAAAUCUUCAACCAAGACAUCACCAGAAAAGUUCAGUACUCUAUCUGAUUUCAAUGCAGGGAAAUCCUCAGAGGCUUUACAAACUUCUGUGGCUGCACUGCCCUCGCAAAUCUUGAUGGCAAACCAGGCAAAAGUAGAAGUAACUGACAAAACUAAAACUGAAAUACAAACUAUGAAUAAUUCCACUUUGGAAAUACCAGUUCAACUUCAGAAGGAGCAAGAGACAAUCCCUGGAGUAAAACCAGUGCCUUUAGCUUUAAAUCCUAAAGACGCAAUGUACAAUGGGCUUAAAAUGACACCUUUAAAAAUGGCCAUAAGUGCCACUGUUGUAGCAGAGGCUCCUAGACAACCAAACUCAGGGUCUACAGACAUCCCCACCACUCCUUUUACAGCAGAGGGGAAAAAAAUGCCAACUUACCCUUUUCCCCUGGUCCAAUCAAAUAUUCCGAACUCAAAUAUAACCGGAUUGUUAACAAAGAAUUUCUCAUCGGUUCAAAAUAUCCCACUGCAAACAUCGCAGUCAGAGAAUGCACACAGAUCUACAUAUCCAACAGAAAGUUUUAAUCCUUCAUCUGUGAAUGCAAUGAGUCUAGUUUCUGCAAAUCAAGAAUGGAAAACCAUGUCAUGUUUGUCCAAGUGUUCUUUAGAAACCCACCAGACUUACUCCGCUGUUUGUGACUCUUCUACUGCUAUCAAUACAGGUAAUGAACUUGAUAAAAUCACAACAAACUCAACCAAUGUCACAGACUCUAGAUUGCCAUCUGCAGACACCAGAAGUUACACUAAAGUUCCGCCUGAUAUUACACCUACAGCCCUCUCAAAGUCAGAGGAAACUAAAUCUACAGCUCACUCAAAGUUAGGUGCAUCUAUCUUUACUGCCCCCUCAAAGACAGAAAUAUCCAGACCUGGAUCCGCAUGUAUAUCUAAUGCAGACAGUCCUGAUGUUUUGCACAAAUCAAAUAUAUUUAGUCCUCCAACCCCUGCUAAAACAGAUAUAUUCAAUAUUUCAAGUCACUCUAAACCAGAGGGAUCUGCAGUUUUAAUAAACCCAAAUUCAACACCUCCCUCCUUGAAAUCCAUUGGUAAAAUCAAUCAAACCCUUGAAGAAACCAAAGGUCAGCAGAUGCAGAAACAUGACAAGAAUGUGAAAUCUAUUCUAAGCCCUUUAAACAAAACAAACAGGUCAUCCAGUGUCCCCUCAGAUGCACAGAUAUUUUCACCUGCGCCUAACAGUGAAGCCCCAGUUACCCCUCUGGCAAUGGAGAAAUCUUCUAAACAAGGCAACAGCAAUGAAGGAUUCAUUGCCCAUAAAAAAGAGCCAAACCAAAAGAGCCAUUUGGCAUCAGACUUGCAGGACUCCAAUAAAACGAACACUGAUUUCAAAGCUGCAGCUAAAGUUACAGCUGAAUCUAAAUUAAACAAUUCACCAACGCAACAAAUACAUUCAAAAGCAAUAAUCAAACCAUCAAAUAACGUACACCAAGACACUAAAACGAAUAUGGAAAGUGUGCAGACCAAACCCUUAAAAUCUGAUACUCAAAAGCCAUCUUUAAAUAUGAAGUCUCUUCGAAAAGCUCCAAGUGCAGAAAACAGUCUUGCCGCUAUGCUUCUCAAGGCUGCGAAGUCUCUACAACUCUCUUCAUCGGAAGGAAGCUCUGCUAAAUCCCAGACAGAACCUAAAGCAUCUAAUAUGGAUGUAAAGGCACAACAUGCACAGGACUCAAAAGCUGAUUUCAUCACAGAUGCAAAAGUCAAAAUGCCUAAGUCUGAUACCUCAAAACCCCAAAAGUGUGCAAAUGAAAGGCAAAAUGAGCCUGUAGCCACUGAAGAUGCUCUCUCUGAACCCACACCAGAUGAUCAGAAGAAACAAGAUGAACCUAAGGGUGCUCAGAAACCCAAAGGCCUGAAGGCCAAGCUCAGUGGCUGGACAAGGCUGAAAAAGCACAUGGUGGUUGAACCUGAAGCCCCCAGUUUUCCAGAGCCUGAGGUGGAGAAAAAUGCUCAAAGAGUAGAUGUAAAAAUAAGUGGUAAAGACAAAGAAGAGUCAUUGGGUGGACAGGAUGUAGUGAAAAGGAAAGAUGAGCCCAGGGCAACAAAAAUGUGGGAUGCUGUGCUUUUUCAUAUGUUUGCAACAAAGGAAAACAUCAUGAAGCAGAUACAAAGCAACAAAACCGAGGAAGAGCGGAAAAACAUUGGGAAGGAUGACCAGUUAGUUCCAUCCUUUGUCCACCGCUUGCCCCUCCUUCUCUACAGUCCGCGUUUUGACGCCCGGAAGCUGAAGGAGGCAGCUGCGAAACCCCUCAACAAAAUAGCUACAGCCUUUGAAAGAGGGCUGCUGCAUCGCAAACAGAUAGGUGAAGAGCCGAAGGACUUCAACAGAACAGCCAAAGGAUUUGGUUCAUCUACAGGAAAAACAGCAGAUGUUUGAUUGCAUUGCAUAUGUACAGUGUUGAUUUGAAGUAUAGUACUGUAAAUUUAUUUCCCUUAUUUUCAGUAAGACAAACAAGCUAUGUGGUGUGCUCUGCUCUGAGCAGUGCAGUAAGGUUCUGGUCAGCAGAAAUGGAGGCCUAUGCAUUCCUGCAUUGAGAGGGCGACUGAUGGGUGCAGCUGUUCGGGAUGUGGCGAGUGAGGAAGUGAGCGAGGGCUGAAAACGUAAUGGUGAGAAUGAUCAAACAAGGAAAGUGGCUCAGAGAGUGGCAUCCGGGGUUUAGGUUUGCGCAAGUCAGCUGAGCCGGGUGGUGCGAGCAGACGUGUUUAGAAUAGAGAGCUUCAGAAUGUGACGUUCUGAGUGUCAAAAGCCCUGCUCAGAAUGAGUUAUGACAUGAUGGCGGUGUUUUUCUUUUUAAAAAGGUCAGAGGGAAAAGUAAAACGUGGGGAAAGGACAUUUAAAAUAAAUCAAAAUCUUAAGAUGUUGAUAAUGGAAUAAGACUGAAAUGUAUAAAAACUAGUUUUAAAUGCGCUUUUUUAAGUUUAAAACCAGUGUUGGAUGUUUUCUUGCUAACACAUUUCUAGUGAAAAGCUACAAGUGAUUUCAUGCUUAUGGAUUCAUUUUUUGUUCAGUGUCACAAAUACUGAGCAUGAUUAGAUGGACAAGUGUGACAGCAGGCAUGUGAAUUUUACAGAACACUACCCAGGACUGCUGGGGGAGAAAAACUGUGGUAAGGCAGGCCUUGUACUUUAGGGAUCUCUGUUGCAAAAUCCAGCUGACUGCCGUGUCGUGCCCUUUACUCACUCAACAUGCACAUAGGUCAGGAUAGUUCAACUUUGACAUGUUUCUGAGACCUAGUUCUGUGUAGUAGCACAGAACUGGCUGCAAAGAUCCUAAGUAUGGAAUAGCAUUUUGUAAUGCACAAUGCAGUGAGAAACCACAAUAAACAGUCUUUAGCAAUUAAUCAUUAUACACUGCCCUACUCUGUACACCCAUAAGCUAUUUUGAUGUAGCUAGUGUGUUUGUUUUUAUAGAUAUGCAGCAGCUAAUGUACAGCACAUUAUAUUUUAGUCACUUUGGUACAGCAUGAAUUAUGUCUGUGUAGUAAUGAACACGUUGAGUUUAUAUUUUGUUAUUUUGCAUAAAAGAUUUUAAUAAAGAAGGUAAAU
Molecule: messenger RNA, 5519 nt
Organism: Labeo rohita (rohu)
Lineage: Eukaryota; Metazoa; Chordata; Actinopteri; Cypriniformes; Cyprinidae
Exons: 3
Coding region: 142-4350 (1402 amino acids)
Source: RefSeq, a predicted model, not a curated record